Molecule: messenger RNA, 3447 nt
Organism: Mucor mucedo
Lineage: Eukaryota; Fungi; Mucoromycota; Mucoromycetes; Mucorales; Mucoraceae
Product: SNF2 family N-terminal domain-containing protein
Exons: 10
Coding region: 143-3220 (1025 amino acids)
Biological process (GO): positive regulation of transcription by RNA polymerase II
Cellular component (GO): nucleus
Molecular function (GO): ATP-dependent chromatin remodeler activity; histone binding; ATP binding
Source: RefSeq, a predicted model, not a curated record
AGCAACAACAACAACAGCAACAAACCCGUAAGUCCGCGUAUUGCCUAUUUUUUUCUUCUUCUUGGCGUACUAAACUUUACAUGCGAUAGCUACUCCUCCCCCUCCAACUCCAGCAGCACCUACAACACCCAACGGAUCGCAAAUGAACUUGCAAUACCAAAUGCUCGCUUACAACCUCCUGUCACAAAACCUCAAUAAUAAAUCCGAUUCAGAUGCACCUAUAGAAACCUUGUCGGGUGUAGAGGAAGUGCCCAAGACGAUGGCCGAACGACUUGUGGAAGCCAUUUAUCAACAGUCGGUGGAUUUUAUCAGUUUGAGGACCAACAAUGCUUUUUUGGCAGCUUCGGGACAGAAUACGACGAGCGUAGCACCCCCUUUAACAGCAUUAGAACUUUUAUCGGGACAGCCUAGAUCCCACGCUCAUGCAUCGAGACAACAACGUUUGUUAUUACCCGAUAUUGCACCUAGAGGACUUUCACCGUAUACAGUAUUACAGGAACGAGAGAAACGGAUUGAGCAUCGUGCGCAGGAGAAAACAAAACUCUUGGAAGCUAGCAUGGAUCAAGAUAUGAGACAACCGUUAGGUUACUUGCUGACAGAAUAUUAUGAUGAGACGGUCAAGACGGCAUCACCUGCUAAAUUAAAGACAAUUGUCCAAUUACGAUCUUUACAGUUACGUCAAAAGCAAACCAAGUUACGUGAAGAGAUUGUUAAAAAUAUGGAGGAGGCAAAUCGAUUAGCAAACUCGGUGGAUCGUACCGCCUAUCGAAAGAUUAUGAAACAAACCUUACGUGAAGCUAAAUUGACGGAGAAAUUAGAACGACAACAACGUAUGGACCGCGAAAAGAAGGAAAAGCAACGUCACCUGGAUUAUUUGCAGACUGUAUGUAAUCAAGGCCGUGACUUGAUUACAUGGCAUAAAUCACAUCAGGCAAAAAUGGGUAAAUUGGGUAAAGCUAUCUUGCAAUUUCAUGCACACAUUGAUAAAGAGGAACAAAGAAGAUCCGAUAAACGUUCCAAGGACCGUAUUAGAGCUCUCCGUAACGAUGAUGAAGAGGCGUACUUAAAGUUAAUUGAUGAGGCCAAGGAUACUCGUUUGACUUUACUUUUGAGACAAACUGGUACUUAUCUCGAAUCAUUGACAAAAGCUGUGGUAGAUCAACAAACAGAAAACUUGAAUUUCCAAAAUGACGAAGAAGAUGAUCAAGAGGAAAUUGAUGAGGAAAUGAUGUUGACCGAUUCCCAUGGUAACAAGGUGGAUUAUUAUAGAAUGGCGCAUCGUAUCCAAGAAAAGGUUUCCCAGCCUGCAAUGAUGACAGGUGGUAAACUUAAAGAUUAUCAGGUCAAGGGUUUACAAUGGAUGGUAUCACUUUAUAAUAAUCGCUUGAACGGAAUUCUUGCUGAUGAAAUGGGAUUGGGUAAAACUAUUCAGACGAUCAGUCUCGUGACUUAUCUAAUUGAAAGCAAGCAACAGAACGGUCCCUUUUUAAUCAUUGUCCCACUUUCGACAUUGACAAAUUGGGCGCUUGAAUUUGAGAAAUGGGCACCUUCUGUUACAAUGAUUUGCUACAAAGGUACACCAGAUGUGCGUAAAGAUAUCCAGAAACGAGAGAUCAAGCAUCGCAACUUUCAAGUGCUUUUGACCACAUUUGAUUACAUUAUCAAGGAUCGACCUGUGCUUUCAAAAAUCAAAUGGCAAUACAUGAUUAUUGAUGAAGGACAUCGUAUGAAGAAUACACAAUCCAAAUUGAAUCUUGUGCUGAGACAGUUUUACUUUGCUCGUUAUCGAUUGAUUUUAACCGGUACUCCGUUGCAGAAUAAUUUACCCGAAUUGUGGGCAUUGCUGAACUUUAUUUUACCCAAAAUUUUCAACUCUGUAAAGAGUUUUGAAGAAUGGUUCAAUACACCUUUUUCGAAUCAAGGUGUACAAGAUAAAGUGGAACUGAAUGAAGAAGAACAAUUGUUGAUUAUUAAACGUCUUCAUAAGGUGCUGCGUCCGUUCUUAUUGCGACGAUUGAAAAAGGAUGUAGAAUCAGAAUUACCGGACAAGGUUGAAACUGUAAUCAAAUGUAAAUUAUCUGCACUGCAAGCAAGAUUGUAUUUCCAAAUGAAGAAGUAUGGUGUGUUAUUUGGAAGCAGUUCUGCGAAUGGAAAAACAAGCAUCAAGGGCUUAAAUAAUGCGAUUAUGCAGCUGCGUAAAAUAUGUAACCAUCCCUUUGUGUUUGAGGAGGUAGAGCGAGUGAUUAAUCCUUACAAGAUCAGUAAUGAAUUACUUUAUCGUGUUUCUGGUAAAUUCGAUCUGUUGGAUCGUAUGCUUCCCAAAUUGCGGGCCACUGGACAUAGAGUCUUGAUCUUUUUUCAAAUGACACAAAUCAUGGACAUUAUGGAGGAUUUCUGUAUCUAUCGAGGAUUUAGACAUUUACGUUUGGAUGGUUCCACCAAGUCAGACGAUCGGUCCAACCUGUUGCAAGUGUUUAAUGCGCCAGAUUCACCCUACUUUAUGUUUCUUUUGAGUACAAGAGCCGGUGGUUUAGGUUUGAAUUUGCAAACAGCUGACACCGUCAUUAUUUUCGACUCAGAUUGGAACCCGCAUCAGGAUCUUCAGGCUCAAGAUCGUGCACAUCGUAUUGGACAGACCAAGGAGGUGCGAAUCUUCCGGUUGAUUACAGAAGAUUCUGUGGAGGAGAGUAUCCUGGCGCGAGCGCAAUAUAAAUUGGAUAUUGAUGGUAAAGUAAUUCAAGCGGGUAAAUUUGAUCAUCGCAGUACAGAAGAGGAUCGAGAAGCAUUUCUGAGGUCGCUUUUGGAAGACAAAGGAAACCCUGUGGAAGAAGCGAGAGAGGCAGAAGAAGAAAGUCAGGAGUUGGAUGAUGAAGAAUUAAACACGAUUUUAAAACGUUCGGACGCCGAAUACGCCAUCUUUCAAAAGAUGGAUCUGGAAAGACAGCGCAUGGACGCUGAAGAUUGGAAGCGUAAAUAUGGCGACAACGGAAAGAAACCUGAACGACUAAUUCAAGACUGGGAAUUGCCUGAUAUUUAUCGAUAUGAUCACAUGGCGGAAUAUCAGAAUGCAGUGGACGAUUCUGUCAUGGGUAGAGGCCAAAGAUCUAGAGAUAGCGUAAGAUACGAUGAUGGUAUGACUGAAAAGCAAUGGUUACGACAAAUAGAGAAGGAUGAAGAUGAGAAUAAAUCAAAUAAGCGCGCCAAACCUAAUUACCCGUAACGUGUAUAUAUAAAAGGAUUUAAGUGGUAGAAUGUGACAUAAACAGAAAAAAUUUAAAAAUAAAAUAAAAUCUUGUCAAAUCGUUAGUUCCGUGUCACCUUCUUUAAACGUUGCACACGUGUAUUAGACGAUUUGCAUUUAUGCGACCAUACAAAAAAAACAAUGAAUCGUUGCCUUGCAAAUACUCCAAUCAGAUCCGAAUUCUUACUUUUUUGGCUUCUCUCUCU